GUUCAAUUUUAUCCAAGACUUCCUUUGUACACAGCUUUGUUGCAGCUUGAUUAUCAGGAGCUAAACAAUUGGAUGGAGGUUAUUCUUGGUGAAGAAGGACAAAAGCUAAAUCCUGUGCAUGAACCAUUAUUCAAUGGACUGCUUCAACUCACUAGAGUUUCAAUGGUUCUUCUUCCAGCCGUGGAGCACUUUCUUUUGUCAAACUUGCAACCUGGGAGUCCCGUUAUGAGUACCGUGAAAUAUUACGAAUUUAUACCUUACCUCAGUUAUCGACCUUGGUUACAAUUUGUCCCAGUCUAUGAGAAGCUCAGAUCACUCUUGCAGGAUGCUGCUAGCGCAUCCCGUGUGUUGGAAUCUAUUUCUGAUCUUAUAUCAAACUGGUGCAUCGUUCAGUCCUCUCAUGAGGACGAAGAAUUUUGGAAAACGAUCAAUAAUCUGAUAGGGAAUGUGAUUGGCGAUUUUAUGGAAAGUUUUUGUGGGCAAGCUGAACACUAUACUGACUGUAAAUUAAGCUUCGUUGGAUUUCUGCGUGUGAUUUACCGAAUUGACUACGAGCACCUCAAACUUUCAAAUUUAGUUCUGCCACCGGUUGUACUUUAUGACCUAUACUUCUCAUCGAACCCUGUUUUAGUGGACGCAGUAUGUCGACAUGUGAGUUUUUGCAAACGCUACUAUGCAAAUUUUCUGUCUACCCAACAAGGACAUGGUGCGAUAAAUUCGGACUUGACACAAGUGAUGUUCAGCAUGCUCAAAAACUUGCACAAUUCUUACGUGAUGGAUUUGUGUAAUAUCAUUUGGAGAGACAAGGCAUUCGACAGAAAUGAGAAGUCUACCGCCAAG
Molecule: messenger RNA, 840 nt
Organism: Ogataea polymorpha
Lineage: Eukaryota; Fungi; Ascomycota; Pichiomycetes; Pichiales; Pichiaceae
Exons: 1
Source: RefSeq, a predicted model, not a curated record